Molecule: messenger RNA, 1912 nt
Organism: Telopea speciosissima
Lineage: Eukaryota; Viridiplantae; Streptophyta; Magnoliopsida; Proteales; Proteaceae
Product: probable arabinosyltransferase ARAD1
Exons: 3
Coding region: 238-1680 (480 amino acids)
Molecular function (GO): glycosyltransferase activity
Source: RefSeq, a predicted model, not a curated record
UGAGCUGUGAAUCAUCAUCAAUGGUGUCGUGUAGUAUUCGAUUUCAAUGUCCAUGCGAAAGCAACGAAACUACUCAUCAUAUCUGUCUCUCUUGUUGUUCAUCCAUUUGGCCGCCAUGGAUGGAAGGAAUUUCUUUUACUAAUUAUUACAUGUAUAGAAGAAAAAACAUAAUUAAUAUACAGAAGAAGAAGAGUAAAGGAAAGCUGAGAAAGCAACAAAAUAAAUAGUAUAAUAGUUAUGAAAGCUGUUACUCAUCCCGGGUCUUUCUCUGUUACAGUCAGCACUUCGUGGAAUCUUGCCGGGUUCAUCAGAAUCACCUUCAGUCUAAUGCUUCUUAAUAACACAUCUGUGUUCUUCAGACCCAAUAGUGACAGUCUCGGUGACAAACUUGCUAAUUCUCCUACUUUGACUUCUCCAACCAUCAGCAGAAAACCCAGCUCAGGAGCCCAAGAUAAUGCUUGCCAAGGUCCCAUAUCGAAGAAGGAGAGAGUGGGUUUAGGACAGGGGAUUAACAAGGCUUGUGACACAGCUCAGGCCCUCCUCAGGGUGUUUAUGUAUGACUUGCCUCGUGAAUUUCACUUUGGGCUAUUGGGUUGGGAAGGGAAGGUUGGCCAAAUAUGGCCUGGUGUCAUUGACAUCCCACCAUACCCUGGUGGGUUGAAUUUACAACACAGCAUAGAGUAUUGGCUCACAUUAGAUCUUCUCUCAUCAAACACCCCAAGUUUGAUCAGACCCUGCAGUGCAAUUAGGGUGAUGAAUUCAAGCCAGGCAGAUAUAAUUUUUGUGCCAUUCUUCUCGUCUUUGAGCUACAAUAAACAUUCCAAGCAGCAUGGAAGACAGAAAGUUAGUAUGAAUAGGAUGUUGCAGGAAAAAUUAGUGCAAUUCGUGAUCAGUCAGAACGAAUGGAAGAGAUCGGGUGGGAAGGAUCAUCUCAUCAUGGCUCACCAUCCAAACAGCAUGCUGACUGCACGGAAGAAGCUGGGUUCUGCUAUGUUUGUGCUUGCCGAUUUUGGAAGAUACCCGACUGAGAUUGCAAACAUAGAGAAGGACAUAAUUGCUCCUUACAAGCACGUUGUAAGGACCAUUGGUGGUGAAUCAGCACCAUUCGAGAAACGACCAAUCUUGGUGUAUUUCCAAGGAGCAAUUUAUAGGAAAGAUGGAGGGGUCAUUCGUCAAGAACUCUAUUAUCUUCUCAAAGAUGAGAAAGAUGUGCACUUUUCAUUUGGAAGUGUGGGUAGCCAUGGGAUUACUAAUGCUGGCCAAGGGAUGGCCUCAUCCAAAUUCUGUCUUAAUAUUGCUGGAGAUACGCCCUCUUCAAACCGCCUCUUUGAUGCGAUUGUGAGCCACUGUGUACCUGUGAUCAUUAGUGAUGAGAUUGAACUUCCAUUUGAGGAUGUCUUGGACUAUUCAGAAUUCUGCAUCUUUGUACGUGCAUCUGAUGCAGUGAAGAAAGGAAUCCUAUUGAAUCUACUCAGGGGGAUUAAGCGAGACAGGUGGACCACAAUGUGGGAAAAGCUGAAAGCAAUUGCACACCAUUUCGAGUAUCAGUAUCCAUCGCAGCCAGGUGAUGCUGUGGACAUGAUUUGGGAGGCAGUCUCUCGUAAGAGAUCUUCCAUUCAAUUUAGAGUUAAUAGAAACAAAAGGUUCAGCCAAUCUCAGCUGAUCAGGAAGAGUGAAUAGGUUUACAUGCUCAUAGGUAUUUCCUUUUACCUCCCUUUUAACUGUAUAUUGAAUUUCUUGUUUCUUAAUCUAUAUUGGUGAAGGGUUAGUGUGGAGGUACAAAUACACUACACUCCUUCGGAAAAAAAAUCCAUAUAAGCUCUGUUUGAUUCUUUUUAGGUAAUACACAUUUAUAAUGUGGAUCUCUACCGAUUCUCAGUUUGGCAUUAUGGUCUUACAUUUCUAUUAAAAA